AUGGUGUCGACUCAGAAUCAGCUUCGACCCACGGGGUGUGUGCGGAGGGUUUGCUUAGAUAACAGUUUUGGGGUAGGAGAAAAUGGUAGACGUGGAACUGUGAGUAUGCUGCCUCAUUUCAUCCUGGUUCUGUGUCACGGAAUAGCUCAUGCGGAACGCCCAGAAAUGCCCAUUAAGCUCACUUCAGAUGAGUUCAAUGCAUCUCAGGAUCUCAGCUCCACAUCAUUUAGCGAUGCCUUCAAAAGCGCCUCUCUUCGACCAGUUCGACAUUGUGAAAAGAAUCCCACAAUACCGUCCCAUCUUCAGUUAUUUCCUGGCUCGGCUGGUCACAAGUAA
Molecule: messenger RNA, 336 nt
Organism: Protopolystoma xenopodis
Lineage: Eukaryota; Metazoa; Platyhelminthes; Monogenea; Polystomatidea; Polystomatidae
Source: the annotation of a GenBank genome assembly